Meira miltonrushii is the source of this 1838-nucleotide messenger RNA. RefSeq lists its product as uncharacterized. Bases 138 to 1613 code for a protein of 491 amino acids. The transcript has a single exon. Lineage: Eukaryota; Fungi; Basidiomycota; Exobasidiomycetes; Exobasidiales; Brachybasidiaceae. Gene Ontology annotation, molecular function: peroxidase activity. The record is from RefSeq and is a predicted model, not a curated record.
GUUGAUUUGGUUUGAUGAAGUGUGAUUUAUGUUCUCCGAAAAAGCUUAUAAGGAGGAUCCUUUAUCUAUUGAAUCCGUCCUAAUCUGUCAUCAUAAUAACCUCUUCCAUUCCCCUUCCCCAUUUCCUUCCAUCCACCAUGAAAGCCUUUGCUCUUCUAUCUAUCGCCAUCAUCGGUCUUCUCAGCUCAGUCCAAGCCUUCCCUGCUUUGGGUGAUCCAUCCUCCCCUCAGUACGGUGAAUUUCUUAAACGUGCUGCUGAAAUUAAGGCAGGCAAAGGCAAAUUUCAAAAUUUGAUCAAACGUGGUUCAAACUUUACCCAACAAACACCCGACAACGGUUUCGGUCAUCGUCGUUUAACAGCUUUGAUCGAUCCAGACAGCUUCAAGUACAACGAAAAAGAACAAACAGUUGAUUUAACUUCUGAUGAACAUAAGUUCAUUCCGCCUGGACCGGGCGAUAUUCGUGGUCCUUGUCCUGGUUUGAACUUGUUGGCAAAUCACGGUUACUUUAACCGUAACGGUGUUACAAAUUUAGCUCAAGGUAUUGAUGCAAUCAACAAAGUCUUUGGUGUCGAAUACGAUUUAGCUUUAGCCUUGAACGCAUAUGCAGUUGUGUUCAACGGUAACAUCCUUGACCUUUCAUGGUCGAUCGGUGGACCUCCUCCCGCUUCAAAAGGUUUGGGUGCUCUCGAGGAUAUCCUUGCAGGUCCACCUCAAGGUAUUAGUGCACAUAACAUUUACGAAGGUGAUGCAUCCAUCGUUCGCCAAGAUUAUUAUGCUCCAGGAUCAAACUAUAACAAUUAUGAUGUUCACUUGCCAUUCUUCAAAGAUCUUUUGGCUUUGGGCAACAAUGAUGCCACACCGGGCAAGGAUGUCUACAGCGCAGAGCUCAUGUUACAGCACAAAGCAAACCGUUGGCAUGAAAGUGUGGCGACCAAUCCCUUCUUUUUCCAAAGUGCUUUUGGUGGUUUGGUCGUCACUACCGCUGCUGAGCGUUUUGUUGCUGAAUUUGCAGCAAACAAUACGGUUGACGAUAAAGGUUACAAUCGCAUCUACUUGGAUGAACCUAAUCUUUUGGCAUUCUUUGGUGUUGAAAAGGAUUCAAAUGGUGAAUUACACUAUACUCCAGGUCAUGAGCGUUUAUUGCCAAGCUGGAAGAGACGCCCUUUAGCUGCAACUUUCGGUUUGGAUGACAUCGUUUUAACUUUACUCAAUGCUGCAAACGUUGAUCCAAGUUUAUUGUCCCUUGGUGGUAACACCGGAAAGGUGAACAGCUUUGCCGGCGUUGACGCAGGUGAUAUCACUGGCGGAGCAAUUCACACUACAGACUUAUUAAACGACCCUCAAGCUUUGGCAUGUUUCUUAUUCCAAGCUGGUAUCGAAGAAGUUGUACCUUCUUAUUUAAACGCAAUCUACAAGGAUACAGCUAAAGCGCUCGACUUUGUUGGCCAAAACAUCAAACGUCCUUUCCAAAGCCUUGCCGAAGCUGGCAAUAACCCUUGCGAGCGUUACAACACAAAUGCAACCUCUUAUUAUGACAAAUACCCUGGAUCAAAGAUUCAAAAGAAGACCGACAAUGGUCUCGUUGGCACUCUCCUUGGCGGUGGUUACUAAAAAGCUUCUCCUUCCAUAGAUACACUCUUUCUUCUCAUCAUUAAAGUACGCGCAGAUAGAUAAAGAGGGAUACUUUCUUCACUAUUCAUAGCAAGCGGAAAUAUUGAUAUCUUUAAAGUUUGACCGGCAAAGUUACGAUGCUAAGGGGGAGAGAACGAAAAGGAAACCUAAGAAGAACAACAUUGACCUGCAUUAUUCUGUUGGCCAACGUUGUUGGAGAAAGUG